Somion occarium is the source of this 1480-nucleotide messenger RNA. The record is from the annotation of a GenBank genome assembly. Lineage: Eukaryota; Fungi; Basidiomycota; Agaricomycetes; Polyporales; Cerrenaceae.
GCCAUCCGUCCAUUCACUAGCUCACUCCCAGUCUUCACUCGCUUGCACAGGCUGCCAUAGACCACCCUCGCUGCCUCCCAACACGGCCAUACUCCCCCCAGUACUUUAGCUUUCACCCUAGCCGUCCUUUCCCUGGCUCUUUCCAGAAACACGUCCCUUCAGCUGACCUCGAGAUUCCUCCACUUUCGCGAAUCAACUCUUUAUUUGCCCGCCUCAAGCCGUAUACCUCGGAAUACAGUCACUACGUUGGCGGUGUCUUGUCACCCAGAACGACACCAGUAGCGAAUGUCUUCACAAAAUCCUAUUCGCAGGAAACUUGUCAUAGUAGGCGAUGGUGCCUGCGGAAAGACGUCACUGUUAUGCUCGUUCGCAUUGGGCGAGUUCCCCAAGGAAUACCAACCAACCAUCUUUGAGAAUUACGUUGCGGAGAUUAGGUUAGAUGGCAAGCCCGUGCAACUGGCUCUCUGGGAUACCGCAGGACAGGAAGAGUACGAACGUCUACGGCCAAUGUCGUACUCCAAGUCGCACGUUAUCCUGAUCGCGUUCGCCAUCGACACACCAGACUCGCUGGACAACGUGACCGUCAAAUGGAUAGAAGAAGUCCGCUCAAUCUGUGGCCCACAAAUCCCCGUCAUCCUCGUAGGGUGCAAAUCAGACCUGCGACCGCCCAACUACUCUCCCCCAUCCUCGUCUUCCGACGCAUCAUCUCAACCAGGACAACCGGGACAAGGACAAUUCGUGACACGGGCCCAGGCUGAACGCGUGGCGCAGCUGAUUGGUGCUCGGGCGUACAAGGAGUGUUCGGCGCUGAAGAUUGAGGGAGUGGAUGAUGUGUUUGAGGCAGCGACGAGGGCGAGUAUGUUGAUGCGGGAGGGUGUGGGUGGGAGUGCGUAUUAUGCGCAUCAGAGGAAGAGGAGUGGGGAGGAGGGGUGGGAGGAUAAGGGAAGGGUUGGGAUUGCUCAUUCCAGGAGACUCGGAGAAGGCGUUGAUUGGGGAUUGGGACGUGUGAUCUGUGCUUGGAUUCAUGGACUGACGAUUUUUUUUCUCUUUGAUGUCUGUGUGUGACUUUACACCUGCUCUCUGUUCCAAUUCUUUUUUGUUAUCCUCUGUUUCUGUGCUUUUAUGAUCUACUUUUCCUUUUAUUCGCUUCACCUCACGCCCACGAUCAUUCCAUUCCAACGCCUUUCCCCCAACCAGCUCGUUAUACCAUCGACACCGCCUCCUCCCAUGGCCAUUCUCCAGCACUCUCGCAGUAAUGAUUCAACUACGCACAACACACAACCACCCUCGUUCUUUCGACAUUCUCCCCUCAUUCCCUGUUCCAUCAUCUCUUGUUUUUCUUUUUGAUCUCUCUCUUUGCUGCCGAUGGACAGACCGCUGCAUGCAUACAUACAAUCUCCACGAUAUCGAUCUCUCAAUACUCUCUACCCUCACGUAUAUAGCUCACAGUCACAGCAGAUUACUUGACGCGUUUUUUAUU